CCAAAAGUCACAAAGAUAAGCUAAGUGUGAUACUUGACCUCCUCAUGUCAAACCUUGUCGAAGUUUUCUGAACAAGCACGCUGUCGUUAGGUGAAUGGUUAAACGCGGAAGUAAUACAGUUCGAGGACAAAGUUAAGGCCAGUUAACACGUAGCGUUCAAAAUGGGCGACAAACUACAUAAUAUUGUGCGGGCACUGUGGGUUUACCUGGUUUGCUGCUAUCAAGUUCUUUCGUUUGACGUGACAAAAUCUGGACAGGCAUAUAUCAGAGCAGGAUCACAAACUACUUUGACAUGUGAUUGGACGCCACCAGGUGGAAUUGGUCUUUUCAGAGUAAACUGGAGACAAGGUUCUACUGUGAUAGCAGCUGCUAUCACACCUGACUUUACACCACAAUAUCCUGUCUCAAGAGUAAGAGACCGUGUGGCGCUGGGCACUCUAACCUCCUCCAGUACCAGUACAUCAAUAACAUUAACAGGAUUACAGUGUCCAGGUGAUAUAGCAGAGUAUACCUGCGAGGUGCAGACUAAUCCAGUAAUAUUGGGCAACCACCAGGCAUCAUGA
Lingula anatina is the source of this 563-nucleotide messenger RNA. RefSeq lists its product as uncharacterized. Gene Ontology annotation, biological process: cell-cell adhesion. The record is from RefSeq and is a predicted model, not a curated record. Gene Ontology annotation, cellular component: cell-cell junction; plasma membrane. Gene Ontology annotation, molecular function: cell adhesion molecule binding. NCBI's taxonomy places the organism in Eukaryota, Metazoa, Brachiopoda, Lingulata, Lingulida, Lingulidae.